Messenger RNA from Gopherus flavomarginatus (Mexican gopher tortoise), 693 nucleotides. RefSeq names its product olfactory receptor 5V1-like. Gene Ontology annotation, biological process: G protein-coupled receptor signaling pathway. Gene Ontology annotation, cellular component: membrane. Gene Ontology annotation, molecular function: olfactory receptor activity; G protein-coupled receptor activity. The transcript has 2 exons. Bases 1 to 693 code for a protein of 230 amino acids. The record is from RefSeq and is a predicted model, not a curated record. Lineage: Eukaryota; Metazoa; Chordata; Testudines; Testudinidae.
AUGGCUGGGUUAGAGAAGGUGAAUCAAACCACUAUCACAGAAUUUCUGCUGGUUGGAUUUGAGACCCGUCCUGAGCUGCAGAUAACCCUCUUUGCGAUGUUUUUCAUUAUCUACCUGUCAACCAUUGCUGGGAACAUUCUCCUCAUUCUCACAGUUUGGACUGACCAUCAUCUCCACACUCCCAUGUACUUCUUUCUCAGCAACUUGUCCUGCCUGGAAACCGGCUAUGUUUCCAAUGUCAUCCCCAGGCUGCUGGUGAGUUUUCUGACGCAGGACAAGACCAUCUCUCUGCCAGCAGUGUUGAGACUUUCCUGUGAAGACACCAGCAUCAUUAAGGUAACAUCCCUGAUCUUAGCUUCCAUCAUAACCCUGGCCCCAUUUGUCCUGACCAUUACAUCCUACAUCUAUGUCAUCCUAACCAUCCUGGGAAUCCCAUCCACUGCUGGGAGGAAAAAGGCCUUUUCCACUUGUUCCUCUCACCUCAUUGUUGUCUCAACUUUCUACGGGGCUUUGAUCAUCAUGUAUGUGGUGCCCUCAGGAAACCAGUCUCUGGAUUUCAACAAGGUGUUCUCCCUGCUCUACACAGUGGUAACUCCCAUGUUCAACCCCAUUGUCUACAGCCUGAGGAACAAAGAGGUGAAAGGUGCCUUGGGAAGAGUAAUCCAUAAAAUGUUGCUUUCUCCCAAGAUGUAG